GAGGAUGGAGAAGAGCAGCUUCGCCAUGGCCAAGUUCGGGCUGGAGCACAAGGAGGCGAUGCCGAAGCGCGACUGCGGUUUUUACCUCAAAUACAUUUUCCUUUUCACCUCGCUGAUCCAGUUCCUGAUCAUCCUGGGGCUCGUGCUCUUCAUGGUGUACGGGAACGCCCAGGCGGGCACCGACACCCACCUGAGGCUGCUGGAGGAGCAGGUGCAGAGCCACUACCGCAGGAUUGUCGCCCUGGGCGCCACCAACGCCAACCUGAGCCGCACGCUCAACGCCACCCUGAAGGACAGGGACAAGGCGCAGGGGAUGGCGCUGAAGGUGCAGAGGGAGCUGGAGAAGUGUAACAGCAGCCAGGCCUCCAGCAGCAUCCCGCAGCUGCGGGAGCUCCUGUUCCGGCAGGUGAGGCUGACCGAGUGCCAGGUGAUCACCACCCUCAUCAACAGCACCUGCACCGCUGAGAAGCUGCAGCUGCAGCGGCAGCUGGACCAGGCCAGCUCGUCCAAGAGAAGCCUGGAGGACAGCAGGCAGCAGAGCCAGGCCGAGCUGACCAAAGCCACCCAGGAGAGGGACAAGUGCCAGCAGGACCUGCAGAGCGCCAGCACCGAGGGCCACCUGAGCAGGAUGGAGCUGGAAGUGCACAAACAGCGCUGCAGCUCCCUGCAGAGCGACGUGAGCGAGAAAAUCCUGAGGGUUUUGGAUCUGGCCAAGCAAUACCAGUGCAAAGAGGCCGAGAAGGAGCUGGGGCAGAUCCGCGAGCGCGUGGAGGAGCUGCUGCGGCGGCAGAAGGAGCGCGACUCGCUCUUCGUGUGGAGGAGCAGCUGCGAGCUGAGCGUGCAGCAGUGCCGCCACAACUGCUCCCGCGACACGCAGGAGCUGCAGCAGAGGAUCCAGCGGCUGGAGAAGCGCCAGAGGGACGGAGAGGAGGAGAGGAAGAGGCUGCAGGCAGAGAAGGAGAAGGUGGGGAAGGAGCUGGAGGAGAAGAGGAAGGCGGCGGCGGCGAUGGAGGAGUCGCUGAGGCAGCAGCUCGGCGUCUGCAUGGGAACCAAGAUGUCCCACCUGGACCUGCCAGGCUCGCGGGGGCCGGGCAGCGCCGCCCGCUCGGGCUCCUUCCCUGGCACGGGCACCUACAUGGAGCUCCUGAAGAACCCGGGCACCCUGGGCACCAUGGCAGGAAUGCAGAACCCGGCGGAGCUCCAGCAGAUGCUGCAGCUGAUGGAGCAGUACACGGCCACCCUGAAGAACGCCAGUGGGUAACGCUGGAAAAUCCCGCGGAAAACCAGGAGAGCCGCCCAGGAGGUGCUUCCCGCAGCACGGAUGGCAACCCCCGCCCCAGGGCCACCCUCCCUUCGUCCCUUUGUCCCCAAGCCCAGCCCUCAUGUCCCCUCAGAUGUAUCCCCGACUUCGGCUGGAGCGGGACAACAGCCGGCCCCGAAUUCGGGGACA
Camarhynchus parvulus is the source of this 1450-nucleotide messenger RNA. RefSeq names its product plasmalemma vesicle associated protein (gene PLVAP). Gene Ontology annotation, biological process: regulation of vascular permeability; positive regulation of cellular extravasation. Gene Ontology annotation, cellular component: caveola. Lineage: Eukaryota; Metazoa; Chordata; Aves; Passeriformes; Thraupidae. The record is from RefSeq and is a predicted model, not a curated record. The transcript has 6 exons. The coding region runs from base 5 to 1261 and encodes 418 amino acids.